Messenger RNA from Tigriopus californicus, 1100 nucleotides. RefSeq lists its product as uncharacterized. The record is from RefSeq and is a predicted model, not a curated record. The transcript has 2 exons. Gene Ontology annotation, cellular component: mitochondrial large ribosomal subunit; mitochondrion. Lineage: Eukaryota; Metazoa; Arthropoda; Copepoda; Harpacticoida; Harpacticidae. Bases 226 to 1011 code for a protein of 261 amino acids.
UUUAUACACACCGCUUUUGACGGGUAAAUUAGAGUGGCUAAAAACUUUGGAUACAAAGUCUUCGAUUACCUAGUGUUGUGAAGCCAGACCAUUAGAGUUACAAGUUUAAACUGUGCCAAAUAUCUAGGAUUCAUCAACUUGGGCGGAAGCUCAGUUCCGGAACGGAGUUGUCACUAUGGACUAUACUUAACACGGUGUUAGUAUAGCAUAUGGACGUUAGACAGUAUGAAAAUCCACUCACCACUUCAAAUGAGUAACUAUGUGCCCAAAACGUUCCGCUACGUCCACGAAGAAGAAGUCCCACCUCAUAUUUGGGAGCGUGUUUAUUCCUCUGGGAAGACGCCUGGAGACGAGGCCACAUCAGCUUGGAAGCCCACUAGUUUGCAUAGCACCUCCCUAAGAAAGCGUCAAAGGACGAUCCGGAAGAUUACGAGAAACUUGGUGCCCGAGAAGUUCAAAUCUUACGAUUCAUCCACGGAAAAAUUGAUGAGCUUCGAGCGACAAUUGGGCUCAUUGGCUCAAAGGGGAUUCUUAAGAGCUUUCAAGCCUUAUCAACCUCCAGAAGAUGUGGAAGAACGCUUCAUGAGCGUCUGUGCGGACGUAGUGCCGGGAUUCGAACCAGGGCAAUCUCAGGAUAUCUCGCACAUUGCGUUAGAUUUGCCUCUGAAGGCCAAAGUGCUCUCCGCACUUGAGCGCGAGUUCCAGCACAAGGUGCCAAACUCAAUGAUCCACACCAUGACUACUUUGGACCACGUGUUUCUCUUCUAUAACAGUCGUGUCGACACCCGGACACCGUACGAAAAAUUGCACGAGAGCAAAGAGGAAGGUCAACUGCCGCCGAAUUUGAACAUUCAGUUGAACCCGGUUCGAUUUAAUCCCGAUGGAGAUCAUUGGAGCAACAUAACCGCCUUCCCUGGCAGCAACACAAUUAUCGUUCAUCCCGAGAACAGGAAAAAGUACAAGGACGUUAUUUGGAAGCGAGAUGCUUGGGAAAAGAACGCUUGGGAUUAAGGCAAAUAAUGAUGAGGAUAGAUUCGCUAUGCAAUGGUUGUCGUUUCUCAGAUUUAUGAUAUACAGUGACGUUGUCUCUUCCGAAAGAA